CAAUGACACUCGGGGUGUCUCAGGGUUGAACGCCACAGAGAUUGGGGGACCGCUCUGGAGUGUAGAAAGGGCGCUGAGGGGGAAAUACUCAAAUUCUCUUUACUUUUCUUGGAUGGGUCUGGCACAGGCCCGUCAAUAUGUACUAAAAGAUCACUUGGAAACUGUGAAAACAAAGCUCCACAUUGGUUGAUAUUUGAGAGAAAGAACCCCAACCGGAUUACAGUUGGUGUCGGGGAAAGAAUCGACCAGUAAGUGACAUUACUCAGCAGUUUGGAGGCGGGGAAUAUAGCCUCAGUGGCUUGAAGAAGAGUGCCAGUGCGGAAUGUAUGUUGACGGUCGCUCCUUGGGACCAAAGAGAGAACCUUAUACAGUACAUAAGUGGGCAGCCCAACUCCAGUGAGGGAGCAACUGCAUGCCGGUGGCCUGCCUAUGGUGAGGUGAGGCUGGCAAACUAGCAGAGAUGGAUGUGUUUGGUGGUGCCCCACGUUUCCUGGCCUACCCUCGCCCCGUAGUAGUGCAGAGUGGCACUGAUGCUGUCCUGAAGUGUCAGAUCGGCGGGGACCCCAGGCCAGCGGUCAUCUGGGAGCGAAACAACGAACAGAUCCACCCAGAGGGUCGCUACCGUCUCUUCGAGGAUGGAAAUGUAUACAAUCUCAUAAUUUCAUCGGUGACCACAGAGGAUAGCGGCCAGUACACAUGCAAGGCCAAGAACAGCAUCGGGGAAACAUAUGCCGCGGCGACCCUGAAGGUGGAGGGUGAGGCCCAAGAGAUGGAGCUCCGGGAGGAGAACAAGCCUCGUUUCCUGAUCAAGCCCCUCUCCACCCGGGUGGGCCGCGGCGAAGACGCCGUCUUCUCCUGUAAGCUGUGGGGAAACCCGCGGCCAGAGGUGGUCUGGGAAAAGGACGGGAGAAAACUCAAUGAGAUAUUUGAGAGUACACAUUUCAAUGUGGGCUACCAGGACGGGGGAUGGUUCCAGCUUAAAAUCUUCAAGACUCGUGCACCCGACGGUGGAGUGUAUACAUGCAAGGCCAGAAAUGAGUUUGGAGAGGGGCUGGCUGGAGCCGUGUUGCUCGUCGAUGCAGGCCCGGGUCACGAGGAAGAGGGAAACCGUAACGGUUACACAAACGGCCACUGGAAAGGCCAUCAAGGCAAACAGAGGAGUGGUAGGCAGCUGACCACACGGCUCAAAGACGACCCAGUGACCAACCAAGCCAAGCAAGUGAAAAUGUUUGCCGUGACAGAGGGCAAGCAUGCCAAAUUCCGCUGCUUUGUGACUGGGAAGCCCAAACCAGAAAUAAUAUGGAGGAAAGAUGGCAGGCUGAUCAUGUCCGGAAGACGGUACCUGUUAUAUGAAGACAGGGAGGGUUACUUCACACUUAAAGUGCUGUAUUGUAAGCAACAGGACAACGGGGUUUAUGUUUGCGCUGCAUCAAACACUGCAGGACAAACCCUCAGUGCUGUACAUCUCUCUGUGAAAGAGCCGCCUGUGCGGUUUAAGCAGCCCCUCAUUGAUCUGGAGGUGUGGGAACGGGACCUGGCUGUUCUGGAGUGUGAGGUUCCUGAGGACUCUGUUCCCAUCACAUGGUAUUUGGAGGACAGGCGGCUACAGCCAGGAGCCAAAUAUGGGAUGGAAGAGUGGGGAACAAAACGACGACUCACUAUUCGUGACAUCGGAGUCGACGACGAUGGGAUUUAUCUUUGCGAGAUGGCGGAUGGGGGGAGGAGUAUUGCUGAGGUGGCAGUUAAAGGCACAAUCGUGCGUAAGCUUCCACGUAAGGUGGAUGUUUUGGAGGGGGAAAAUGCUGCCUUCUGUGUUGAAGUGGAGGAGGAGGAAAUGGACAUACAUUGGUACAAAGAGGGGACGGAGCUGCGUGAGACUCAUCAGACCAUCCUGAAGUCCUUUGGAAAAACUCACAUUCUGGUUUUUGUCAACACAACGCCCCAGGAUUCUGGCCUUGUGACCUUCUUUGUGGGAAGAUCCAAAACCUCCUCUCAGCUGAGGGUAAAAGCGGCCAGGCAUAGCCCACCCAGCUGUCCAGUGGGUGUGCAAAUCAACACAGAGCGUGCCAACGCUGCCCUCCUCUCAUGGGUUCCGGCACAGGACACCCGGAAGAACCCCCCAUCGGGUUACGUGUUGGAGAGGCAAGAGGUGGGCACCGGCUCUCAGGAGUGGCUGCAAUGUUUGACCACCGACUCGGCCACCUCAGUGGAGAUUCUUGGUGACAGCGUCCCCUGUGAGGCAGAUUAUCGCUUUCGCAUAUGCAGUGUCAACAAGUAUGGCAGGAGCAACAAUGUGGAGUUCCCAAGGGCAGUUCACCUGGUCCCUGUGACCAGAAUACAAGCCCCACUGCAGGAUGCCUUGGUGCCAGAAGGCCAGGAUGCCUGCUUCUCAAUUGAGCUCACUGCCUCAGUUAUUGGCUCAUGGUUCUUGAAUGGCACUCAGCUUCUGGAGGACGACCGUUACUCCAUGCGGCGGUCUCGAACGCACCAAUCCCUACGCAUACAAGGUGUACGAGACACCGACAACGGGGCUGAGAUCACAUUCAUUGCCUAUGGAAUACGAGAUUCAGCAGCACUCUAUAUUCAAGCUCCUCUAGUGAAGUUCACACCACUGUCAGAGAUGGAUCGUAAUAAAUUUGUUGAACUUGGCAACCCCAUUGUACUCUACUGCGAGUUGUCAGACCCCGCAGUUCCAGUACACUGGUACAAGAAUGGGGUGGAGGUACACACAGUCGAGGGUCUUCAUAUUCAGUCAGAAGGCACAAUGAGGAGAAUUGUCAUCCAAUCGUCUGAGUUCUCCCAUUCCGGAGUGUAUUGCUGUGACGCCAUUGACGAUGUCAUAAGGUUCAACGUGGAAGUUGAGGCUCCACCUGUGAGGUUUUCAGCACUUCCAGAAGCUGUGAGGAACAAGUCCAUUGAAGCAGGCUGCCCCAUUGUACUACAAUGUGAGCUCUCAGAUCCAACUGCCCAGGUGUACUGGUACAAGGAUGGAACAAAGCUCCUACCUCAAAGUGGAAUAGAAAUCCAGUCAGAUGGCAUCACAAGGACACUAGUUGUCCAGUCAGCAGAGAUAUUCUACUCUGGGUCGUACAGCUGCAAGACAAAGGGUGAUGCCAUCAAGUUCAAUGUGGAAGUCAAAGUUCCACCUGUGAGGUUCUCAGUACUUCCAGAAGCUGAGAGGAACAGGGUCAUUGAAGCAGGCUGCCCCAUUGUACUGAAAUGUGAGCUCUCAGAUCCAACUGCCCAGGUCUACUGGUACAAGGAUGGAAUACAGCUCUUUUCAAACCAUGAACUAGACAUCCAAUCAGAAGGCAACAUGAGGACGUUGGUUGUUCAGUCAGCAGAACUGACUCACUCUGGCACUUACAGUUGUACCACAGUGGAUGAUACCAUGGAGUUCCAUGUGGAUAUCAAAGCCGUGCCAGUGACCUUCUCAGCUAUCUUUGAUGUUGAGAAGACCAAGUCGGUUGAAGCAGGCUGCCCUUUUCAACUGCAAUGUGAGGUUACAGAUCCCACUGCCCAGGUCUACUGGUGCAAGGAUGGAGAAAAGCUCCUCCCACAGACUGGAAUGGACAUCCAAUCUAAUGGCACCAUGAGGAAGCUCAUUGUCCAAUCAGCAGGGGUCUUUCACUCAGGGCUGUACAACUGUGAAACUUCUGACGACACUCUCCAGUUUACUGUGGAUAUCAAAGCUCCACCAGUGAAGUUCUUACCUUCACCAGAGGUUGUGAAGAGCCAGCCGUUUCAAGCAACCUGCCCCAUUGAACUACCCUGUGAGAUCUCAGACCCCAUUGCCCAGGUGUCACGGCAGAAGGACAAAGUAGAGCCCAUCUCUGACACUGGACCUUUCGAAAUGGGGGGCAUCAGGAGGAACCUGGUUGUCCAACCGGCACACCCCUCCAACUCUGGGGCGUAUUAUUGUGCUACAGCGGAAGAUGUUGCCCCGUUAAUUGUACAGAACCAAGCUCCGCCCAUGACAUACUUGGUUGCCCCUGAAGUUGAGAAGAACAAGUCCAUAGAAGCAGGCCUCUCAAUUGUACAACAGUUUGAGAUUUCAGACCCCAUUGCCCAGGUCUGCUGGGACAAAGAUGGAACACAGAUCUACCCACAUAGUGGACUUGACAGACAAUCAAAGGGCAGCAUGAGGACUUUGUUCAUCCAACCAGAUGACAUGUCCUGUGGUGGGAGGUUUGACUGCCAAACAACUGGCGAUACCACACAAUGUAAUGUGGCCAUCAAAGCAGAGCUGUCUCACCCUGGCAGUGAGAAGGGUGAGAUAUCUGAUGAGUCUUCCCAAUACACUAUGGAUAUCAAAGCUGCACCUGUGAGGGUCUCAGCUGACCAAGCGAUUGAGAAGAACAAGUCCAUUGAAGAGGUCUGCCCCGUUGAGGUUCACUGUGAGCCCUUAGACUCUACUGUCCAGAUCCUCCACUACAAGUACGGUCAACAUCUUCAAACAUAUGGAAUAUAUUCCACGGAGACGCCAAGUCUCCAAUCUGUGGAGCACUUUUCCAUAGAGACACCAACUGUCCAAUCAGCAGAACACUAUUCAAUGGAGACAGCAACUCUCCAUUCACCAGAGCUCUUUGGCUCCAUGGAGACAGCAACCUUCCAAUCAGCAGAGCUAUAUGGCUCCAUGCAGACACCAACUGUCCAAUCAGCAGAACUCUAUGGCUCCAUGCAGACACCAACUGUCCAAUCAGCAGAGCUCUAUGGCACCAUGCAUACACCAACUCACCAAUCAGCAGAGGUCUGUGGCUCCAUGCAGACACUAACUCUCCAGUCUGCAGAGCUCUAUGAUUCUAUGCAGACACAAACUCUUCAAUCAGCAGAGCUCUAUGGCUCCAUACAUACACCAACUCACCAAUCAGCAGAGGUCUGUGGCUCCAUGCAGACACUAACUCUCCAGUCUGCAGAGCUCUAUGAUUCUAUGCAGACACAAACUCUUCAAUCAGCAGAGCUCUAUGGCUCCAUACAUACACCAACUCACCAAUCAGCAGAGGUCUGUGGCUCCAUGCAGACACUAACUUUCCAGUCUGCAGAGCUCUAUGAUUCUAUGCAGACACAAACUCUUCAAUCAGCAGAGCUCUAUGGCUCCAUACAUACACCAACUCACCAAUCAGCAGAGGUCUGUGGCUCCAUGCAGACACCAACUCUCCAGUCUGCAGAGCUCUAUGAUUCUAUGCAGACACAAACUCUUCAAUCAGCAGAGCUCUAUGGCUCCAUACAUACACCAACUCACCAAUCAGCAGAGGUAUGUGGCUCCACGCAAACACCAACUUUCCACCCAACAGAGGUCUGUGGCUCAGUACAGACACCAACUCUCCAAUCAGCAGAGCUCUGCUGCUCAAUGAAGACACCAACUCUCCAAUCAGCAGAGCUCUAUACCUCCAUGAAGACACCAACUCUUCAACCAGCAGAGCUCUAUCAAUUAGGAGAAUGUGACAGUCAAUUGGAUGACGAUGACAUUGCAUUUAAGGUGGAUGUUGAAGCACCUCCUGUGAGGAUCACAACACCUUGUGAAGCUGAGAGGAACAAGUCCGUUGCAGCAGGCGGUCCCAUUGUCCUGCGUUGUGAGAUAUCAGACCCAAAUGCACACGUUUCCUGGUACAAGGACGGAACGCUGCUACACGAAGAGAAUGGACUAGAAAUGCAAUCAGAAGGUUCCAUAAGGACAUUGGAUGUGGAAUCUGCAAGGCUGUCUGAUUCAGGGAGCUACAGCUGUAAGACAACAGAUGAUGCAAUGCAGUUUCAUGUGGAUGUGAAAGCUCCACCUCCGAAGUUUUCAGCAAUUUCUGAAGCUGACAAGAAAAAGUACAUCAAAUCAGGCUACCCCAUUGUACUGCAAUGUGAGCUCUCAGAUCCCACCAUCAAGGUGUACUGGUACAAGGAUGGAACAAAGCUCCUAACCCAAAGUGGAGUAGACAUACAAUCAGAUGGAACUAUGAGAACUCUAGUUAUCCAAUCAGCAGAGCUGUCUCACUCUGGAGUGUACCGUUGCGAGACAAUGGAAGAUGGCCUCCAAUUCACUGUGGAAGUAAAAGCUCCACCUGUGAGGUUCUCAGCACUUCCAGAAGCUGAAAGGAACAAGUUCAUUGAAGAUGGCUGCCCCAUUAUACUGCAAUGUGAGCUCUCAGAUCCAACUGCCCAGGUGUACUGGUACAAGGAUGGAACAAAGCUCCUAUCUCAAAGUGGAAUGGAAAUCCAGUCAGAUGGCAUCAAAAGGACACUACUCAUCCAAUCAGCUGAAAUAUUACAUGGUGGAACAUAUGAGUGCUCAACAGCAGGUGAUACCAUCACAUUUAAAGUGGAGAUCAAAGCUCCAUCACAGAAGAUCAUGCCACUUUCACCAAUGGAGAGGAACAAGUCGGUAGAAAUUGGUACUCCCAUUGUACUGCAGUGUGAGCUCUCAGAUCCUCUAGCCCAGGUCUGCUGGUCUAAAGAUGAAAUGAAACUAUUUCCCAAAACUGGCCUCGAUAUCCAAAGUGAAGCCAAUGUGAAGAGACUAGUAAUUCACUCUGCGGAGCUCUCUGACUCUGGGCUCUACUGCUGUAGUCUUGCUGACGAUGCAAUGACAUUCAAGGUGGAUGUUCAAGCUCUUCCCGUGAGGUUUUCAGCACUUCCAGAAGUUGUGAGGAACAAGUUCAUUGAAGCAGGCUGCCCCAUUGUUCUACAAUGUGAGCUCUCAGAUCCAACUGCCCAGGUGUUCUGGUACAAGGAUGGAACAAAGCUCCUCCCAGAGAAUGGAGUCGACAUCCAAUCAGAGGGCGCUUUGAGGGCUGUGAUCCUCCAAUCAGCAGAGCUCAGUCACUCUGGGGUGUACAGCUGUGAGGCUUUAGAUGACUGCAUAGCAUUCAAGGUGGAUGUUGCAGCACCUAUAGCGCCACCAGUGAGGUUCUCAGCUGCCCCAGAGGUUGAGAGGAACACGUCCAUUGAAGCAGGCUGUCCUAUUGUACUGCAAUGUGAGCUCUCAGACCCCAGUGGACAGAUCUGUUGGUACAAGGAUGGAAUAAAGCUCCUCCCUCAAUAUGGAAUACACAUCCAAUCAGAGGGCACCAUGAGGACCCUGGUUAUCCAAUCAGCCACAUUUUCAAGCUCUGGGGUGUACAGUUGUAAAACAGCCGAUGAUAUCAGCGAAUUCUAUGUGGAUGUGAAAGCACCUCCGGUGACGUUUGUUGAUAUCCCUGAGGAAGACCUCUUCAAAAGUGUUGUGGAACAAGAUCGUCUUGUUAUGUCCUGUGAGGUUUCCAGGGUUGACGCCAUUGUCCAGUGGUACAAAGAUGGGGUUGAAACGCAGUCUAGUGACAACAUUGCUGUACACGCAGAUUGCACUGUUAGGAUGCUGACCAUCCAGUCAGCUCAGCUGUCAGACUCUGGGACAUACACAUGUCGUGCCGGAGACAGAGCUUUAAUGUUCAAGGUUAACAUACGAGAGCCACCAGUGAUGAUUGUAUACCCUAAAGAAGAUGUCCACCUUGAUCGGCAUGUGCCGGAGGAGAUCAUUCUCAGCUGUGAACUCUCACGUCUAAAUGGUGUCGUAAACUGGUUCAAGGAUGGGCAAAAGUUGCAAGAAAGCGAAAACAUUAAACUUAAGAUUGAGGGCCCUUACAGGCGACUGAAGAUUCUUUGUAGUGGAGUCGAAGACUCUGGCGAAUAUGUCUGUGACACGGCUGAUGAUUCAAUAUUCUUUAAUCUCAGCAUAACAGAGCCUCCAGUACAAAUUAUAUCUCCAAGUCAGUCGCAAAUGGAGCUCUGCCAGCAAACAUCUGAGAGGAUGGUGUUGAGCUGUGAGAUCUCAAGGCCCAAUGCUGUGGUGCGUUGGUAUAGGGACGGGCUUGAGGUGGAGGAAAAUGACAACCUCAUCUUAGAGGUGGAUGGGGUCUACAGGAGACUCAUUAUACCUGAGACCACAGUCAAAGAUUCAGCAGAAUAUGUGUGCGAUACGGCUGAUGACAACAUGACGUUCUUUGUCAACAUUGCAGAUCCUCCUGUCCGUUUCGUACGCCCAAGAAAGAUGGCAAGUCGGGUCGAGAUGUUUGUUGGAGAUUCUUUGGUUCUUGACUGUGAGGUGUCUAGAUCAAAUGCCACUGUAAGCUGGAAGAAGAAUGGAGAGGAAAUGGAAGAGAGCAGUAAUGUCACCGUUAUUGAGGAUGGCGUCAUGCGGCAAUUAACCAUCCACUCCAUGACAUUGGAGGACGCUGGGCAAUAUGUCUGUGACGCCAAGGAUGAUGUGAUGGACUUCCAGGUCAAGAUCAAAGAGACACCUGUAAAGAUCCUGAGCAAAAACAAUGUGAAUACUCAAAAGCAGUUCUUCGCAUCAGAUGACAUUGUCUUAGGGUGUGAGCUUUCAAGAGCCAACUGCAUGGUCGUCUGGUACAAAGACAACAAAAAAAUAGAUGACAAUGAGCGCUACUGUAGUGAGGAGCAGGGUGUUUUCCGUUCACUGGUGGUUUUAAAUGCUGAGAUCGACGACUCUGGAGAGUACACCUGUGAUGCCGGGGAUGAUAAGAUGGUGUUCUAUAUCACCGUGAAAGAACCCCCUGUGACCAUCAUUGGCAACUCGGGUAACCCAGAACAUCAUAGCCUGGUCGCAGGCGACAAACUCAUCUUGGAGUGCGAGAUAUCUUGUCCGAAUGCCACUGUCCAGUGGCUUUGGAAUGGAAAGUUACUAAGUUCAGACGCUCGCACUCACAUAGACAGUGACGGUGCCACCAGGAAACUUGUUUUAUCAGGACUUCAGCCCUCGGACUCUGGAGAGUACAUAUUGGAUGCCAUCAAUGACAAAAUGGUAACCAUAGUUGAGGUCCAAGAGCCCCCAGUCAAGUUUGUGAACAAACAAGCCAGAACCACCAUCUCAGGCUACGAAAAUGAAAGUGUGACACUGCGUGCCAUGGUGAAUCGGGAGCAAGCCUAUGUGCGAUGGCUUAAAGAUGGUGAACUAUUGAAUGGGGAUAAUAUUCACAUCUCCAGUGCGGGUAAAAUGCACACCCUCACCAUCAACCCCCUGAAACUAUCAGAUAGUGGAGGGUUUGUCUGUAACAUCAACACGGAUGAAAUGUAUUUCAUUGUCCAGGUCAAAGAAAUGAAAGUGAAAUUCUCCAGACCUCUGCAGAAUAUCGUAGCCCUGAAGGACAGUACCCUUACCCUGAGGUGUGAGGUCAACAAACCUAAAGGAGAUGUUCAGUGGCUCAAAGAUGGCCAGGAGAUUAAGCCCAGCCGUCGACAUACGAUAAGGGCACAGGGUCGGGAGCGAAGCAUCACUAUCCACCAGCUAAUGCUAGACAAUGCUGGGGAAUAUGCCUGUGAAUCCACAGACGAUAAGACUUUUGCCACUGUCGGCGUAGAAAUGCCUCCACCUACUGUCGAGAUUAUCGCAGAGCUACACAAUAUCACUGUACUGGAGGGGGAAGAUGCUACAUUUAAGUGUGUGGUUUCGCCAGAGGACACACAGCUAGUGUGGAGCCUGAACGGCCAGCCUAUAGUUCCAAGUGAGAGGUUUGUCAUUUCAAGUAAUGGACUGUGCCACAUGCUGUGCAUUUACAACUGCCAGGUCUCAGACUGUGCCACGGUGACUGCCGAGGCAGAAGGGCUGGUGUCUGAAGCAAACCUCCAGGUUCAAGAACAACAAGUGUUGUUCACCAAAAACAUGGUGCCCGUUGUGGCUGAGCAAUUCGGGGAGGCUACCCUGGAGGUGGAGGUGGGUCUCGACUCUGGAGAGGUGCAAUGGAUGAGGCAGGGUGUAGUCAUCCACCCGGGGCCAAAGUUCACCCUGAAGCAAAAGUGCCGGCGACGGAGCCUCACCAUCCACAAGCUCGCCCUUUCUGACCGGGGCACCUACAGUUGCGAAACUCUCCACGACCGCACGCAAGCCCAACUCAUCGUGGAACCCAGAAAAAUUACAAUUCGGAGAGGACUCACUGACAUCCAAACCAUUCAACGUGAAACAGCAUCCUUCGAGGUGGAGCUGUCUCACAGCAAUGUAGAAGCCACUUGGCUAAAGGAUGGGAACCAGCUAAAGCCCAACAACCACUGGCGCAUGAGUGCCAAAGGGUGUGUCCACAGCCUCACCAUCUCCAACCUCACCUUGGACGACACAGGCACAUUUGUGUUAUCUGCGGAAAAUGUGAAAUCAUCAGCAAGGCUCAUUGUUAAAGAGCCACCAGUGACAGUCAUUAAAAAACUGGAGGACUUGCGCUUUCCAGAAGCAGCUGUGGCAUCAAUGGAUUGUGAGCUAUCAAGGCCUCAUGUUGAAGUGAAAUGGAUGAAGAAUGGGAUCGAGGUGAAACCACGCAAGGAUUUGCGUAUUUAUGCUAUGGGAAGAAAACACUACUUCCAAAUCCUGAAGUGUGAAGUCAGUGAUUCUGGCACAUACUCAUGUGACGCUGGAGACUCCAGUACAUCCUGCAAUAUAGCGGUCUACGAACGGGAGCUUGUGGUCCUGCAAGGCCUGGAGGACCUGGACAUACAGGAAGACCAGAAUGCUGUGUUUGUAGUUGAGAUCUCCCUGGAGGAUGUGCCUGGAGAGUGGUUCAAAAAUGGAGUGAGAAUUACACCAACCAGCACCAUCAAGAUCCGCCAGGAAGGGACCAAGCAUUUUCUUCUAAUGUGCAACGUGAGAGGAGAGGACUCCGGAGAGAUCAAGUUUGUCGCCAAACACGUGGAAUGCACAGCCUAUCUGGAGGUGGAGGAGCUUCCAUUGAACAUAACGAACCCUCUCCAGGACAAGGUAGCUCUUGAGAGGAGUCGUGCGAUCAUGGACUGCUCAGUAUCCAACCCUCGGUGCAGUAUCCGCUGGUACAAAGGCAGCAAUGUCAUCCUGCCCUCAGAGCGCUUUGAGAUCUGCAGUGAGGGCUGCUAUCGCAAGCUGGUCAUUCAACAGGUGGCACUGGACGAUGAGGGAACUUACAGUGUGCAGGUUGGAGAGCACACAUGCUCUGCGAAACUGACUGUAGAAGCCCAGUCUCUCCUGAUGGUGAGGGAACUGAAGAGCGUGGAGGUGGUUGCCCCGGAUGAGGCCUGCUUCGAGUGUGAGGUCUCGGUCCCCGUCCUCAAAGCCCCCGUGUGGAGCCUGAAGGGGGAGGCCCUGCAGCAGGGGCCCAAAGUCAGCCUAGAGAAGAUGGGCAUGGUCCACCGCCUCACCCUCCGACAGACCUCUGUUGACAUGAACGGCUUGGUGGAGUUCACAUCGGGAAAAGCCAAGAGCAGCGCCGAGCUCCACGUCAAGAGUGAUCCUUGACAGACGCAGUAUCGUCGUGAUGCAGAGAAUGAGAUGGAUCGAUAUUUUAUUCGCCAAUUUAUUUGUGUUCAUAUUUGUCAUGUGAAAUUGGAAUGUAUGGAAUAGAAUUGUAAGAUAUAUUCCUGUCUUUAAAAAGGGGGUGAAUAUUGUGUCAAAAUUAACAAUGAGUUAUUGAAAUAUUUUGUAUAAUUAUUUCCCAAUGCAGAUACCCCUAUUCACUUGAAACAAUGUCCUCUAAAGAGGCUCUUGGUAAAUAUCAACCAACAUAAGUACAGAGUUGACUAAAUUGUCUCUCUGAAUACGAGCAAGUAAUUCAUCCAUAAAAUGACAUGUAAUAUAGACAUUUUAUGUAAUAUAAAAAUGUGUUCUAAAGUCAAUCGUAAAAUACAGUUGGAGAAUUCAAUUGAUUACAGGCGUGGGACCGAAUCCUAACUUGAGAUCCAUGUUUGAGUGGCAUUUGCUUGCAAAUCUCACAUAGAUAUGCAUGCAUGCUUUAUGCAAAAGUCUGAGUUGUGCACUGGCAUCCUAUGUCAGAAUUUGGGCCAUAAUGGUUACUUAAAGCAAGUAUUGAGAAACUGUAAGUUGUUUAGAAGUGACGAAUCCUAACGAGCUACCAACUUUUUCACAUAAAUCUCCCUUUGACAUCAAUGCAUUUAUCUAGAACUUUGAGAUACACAUUUUUCUCAUGUUAGGAUUCAGUCCUAAGUCUAAAAAAAUGUUCUUAAAAGGUUCCAUUAGUUCUAUUUACUUUAAGUGUCCAUUUAGUCAGUCAGUCAAGCUGUUUGAGGAACAGCGCUGUUCUCGCUCUCAAAUUUCUUUAUCAUCAUUACUUAUAAUUGCAUAAUUUCAUUUGUAUUUUUUCAUCACGUGUCCACUGUAUAGACAUCGUUUUUUUACAUUUUGAAGUUGUUUUGUGGAGGCAGAAUUUCAAGCUACUAUGAAGAAUGGGUUCUGUCAAGUAGUAUUGGGCUUGUAAUAUAAAUACAUUGGGCCAAAAUUGGUUAAUUUAGAAAGGUAGUUAAUAUUGAUCAUUUUAUUAGAUUAUAUUCAAGUUUAAAUGCAGAGUUACCUGAAUAAUAUAUAUUGUAUUGAAUAAUUAAUGAAUAUGGUUUUCAUAUGAAGUGAAGUCAGUUCCAUAUUCUUUUUUCUUUUCAAUUUAAUUUGUUUCCAACACCCCCCGCGAUGUAUUGAAUUGCUCCAUUAGUGUAUGCAGGAAUAAUUGUAAUGGGAUAUUACCUGUUUCAAUAAAUCAUGCUUUAUUAUGGUAAAGUACAAA
Messenger RNA from Oncorhynchus mykiss (rainbow trout), 12512 nucleotides. It is a transcript of the gene obsl1b, whose product is annotated as obscurin like cytoskeletal adaptor 1b. The record is from RefSeq and is a predicted model, not a curated record. Lineage: Eukaryota; Metazoa; Chordata; Actinopteri; Salmoniformes; Salmonidae. Gene Ontology annotation, molecular function: protein binding.